AUGCAAAAGCAGUCAAUUUUCAAGAUCAGACAACUUAAAAUACUUUGUUUCAAGUUUUUUUUUCUUGGAUUAAGUCAAAAUGGUGCUAUCAGAAUUGAAUUACAAAGUGAUGAUGCUAAAACAUAUACAGAAACAAAUAAAUUCGAAUCAUGUUCAUCUGGAUAUCAAGAAGGAGGCUCUCUCUACUUUGGAGAACAAGGUGAAUUUGUUCAAACAAAAAAUUCAUUCAUUAACUCAACAAAUUUAGAUGCUGGAACUUCAUUUUCCAUACAAGUUUCAGAAAAACCAAAUUACAAAAAUCAUGCUAAUGAAACUUUAGUUUACAACUGCGGCAGUUCAGAACAAGUCUGCGGAAUUACUACAUUCAUGCUUUAUGGCUUUAUAAUCAUGAAUGAAUGCAAUAUUACACAAAAUAGAGUCAAACAAGAUACUGGAGGUUAUUUUACAGCAUCAAUUACCUCUGAUUCAUACAUAACUUGUGUCAAUGUCAUUGAAAACAAUCAAACAUACAAUGAAUUUAAUUGGCACUCAUCAUAUUCAUCAAUAUUUAAAGUUACUUCAGGUAAUUAUAUAAGAAAUAAAAGUCCAAAUGAUGGUUAUCUGAUUAAUUCUAGGUCUUCUGAUGUUUUCAUGGGUUAUUGUUGUAUUCGUGAGAAUGAAAUUCCUAACAUUUUUUGGGCAUAUUAUUCUACAAUAACAUUUGAAAAUUCAACAACAGAUAACACUACAUCAUAUGGAUAUCAAACUUCACCAAUAUUUAAGAACACAGAUAUUUCAUUUGAAAACUAUUGUCAUCUUUUGAAAAUAGAAUUCCUCGAUUCAUUAAAAGAUAAAUGUCUUCAUUCAAAUUCUCAAAACAAGACUGAUGAAUUCGACAAGUUUUGGAAAAUUUAUCGCAGACGAUAA
Messenger RNA from Trichomonas vaginalis G3, 906 nucleotides. RefSeq lists its product as uncharacterized. The transcript has a single exon. The record is from RefSeq and is a predicted model, not a curated record. Bases 1 to 906 code for a protein of 301 amino acids. Lineage: Eukaryota; Parabasalia; Trichomonadida; Trichomonadidae.